Messenger RNA from Argentina anserina (silverweed cinquefoil), 1019 nucleotides. RefSeq names its product V-type proton ATPase subunit E-like. The coding region runs from base 72 to 764 and encodes 230 amino acids. The record is from RefSeq and is a predicted model, not a curated record. Gene Ontology annotation, molecular function: proton-transporting ATPase activity, rotational mechanism. Gene Ontology annotation, biological process: proton transmembrane transport. The transcript is spliced from 6 exons. Gene Ontology annotation, cellular component: proton-transporting two-sector ATPase complex, catalytic domain. Lineage: Eukaryota; Viridiplantae; Streptophyta; Magnoliopsida; Rosales; Rosaceae.
GGAGAAAAAACUGACAGCCACAAAACAGAUAGACCGAUCUCCUCCGAUUCAAACUCGCCGCCUCCGCCACCAUGAACGACACCGAUGUCUCCAAGCAGAUCCAGCAGAUGGUGAGGUUCAUCCGCCAAGAAGCCGAGGAAAAGGCCAACGAGAUCUCCGUCUCCGCCGAAGAAGAAUUCAACAUUGAGAAGCUGCAGCUCGUGGAGGCUGAGAAGAAGAAGAUCAGGCAGGAGUAUGAGAAGAAGGAGAAGCAAGUCGACGUCCGAAAGAAGAUUGAGUACUCCAUGCAGCUCAAUGCUUCUCGUAUCAAAGUUCUUCAAGCUCAAGAUGAUGUGGUCAGCACCAUGAAGGAUGCUGCAUCCAAGGAGCUCUUGAAUGUCAGCAAAGAUCAUCAUAAAUAUGCAAAGCUUCUGAAGGAUCUUAUCAUUCAGAGUUUGCUCAGGCUGAAAGAGCCUGCUGUUUUGUUGCGUUGUCGCAAGGAUGACCUGCAUCUGGUGGAGUCUGUUCUUGAAGCAGCAGCACAGGAAUAUGCGAAGAAAAGAGAUGUUCAUGCACCAGAGAUCAUUGUUGACCACACUGUCUAUCUUCCACCUGCUCCCACCCAUUAUAAUCCCCAUGUUAAUUCCUGUUCUGGGGGUGUAGUCUUGGCUUCUCGAGAUGGAAAGAUUGUGUGUGAGAACACUCUCGAUGCACGGUUGGAUGUUGUAUUUCGUAAAAAACUUCCUGAGAUCCGCAGAAGGCUCUUCGGCCAGGUUGUUGCAUAAUGGGAAGAAUUGUACUGUGUUAUACCCCAGGUUAUGAGUCCCUAGCGUGGUCUUUGACCAAAGGAUCUAUUGUUCAGUUGUUAUUUGCGUAUUUCCAAUUUACUUGUUCUCUGAAUAACUUUUAUAUGUGGUAAAAUAGUUUAGCUAUCAUUUUAUAUGGUGUUCAUAUGAUCCGGAGCAUGGCAAUGUACUCAUUCUUAUCAUUACAAAUUUACAAUGACAUUAAUAAAAGUUUGCAGCUGUAGUUUCACCGCA